Messenger RNA from Vigna radiata var. radiata (mung bean), 2860 nucleotides. RefSeq names its product DNA (cytosine-5)-methyltransferase DRM2. Bases 944 to 2710 code for a protein of 588 amino acids. The record is from RefSeq and is a predicted model, not a curated record. Gene Ontology annotation, cellular component: nucleus. Gene Ontology annotation, molecular function: DNA (cytosine-5-)-methyltransferase activity. The transcript has 10 exons. Lineage: Eukaryota; Viridiplantae; Streptophyta; Magnoliopsida; Fabales; Fabaceae.
UUUUCUAGGGUUUGACAUUUUUUUUUGAGUGGGUGUGUUUGGUUAGUUAGUCAAGAAGAGAUUUUUUAUUCCUUCGAAAAAUUUCUGUUUUGCAUGUGAAAUUUGUUUCCCUGUUCUUCCGGAGCUGUAUUUUUUUAUGUUUUUUCUUUUGUGGUAUUGUUUUUGGGGAUUUUAUGGUACCUAGUAUUGCCAAAAAGCAUUUGGAAAUUGCCCAGCUGCAAGGCAGCCACUCAUUGCUGUUGGAUUGUUGUGCAGCAACCCAAUUUCUUGAGUAGUGUGAAGCGAUACUUUUUUUCUUUUUGUGUAGGUAAUGUUUUGUGUGACACAUGUGUUUAGCGUGAGGAAUGCUAUUAGUCAAGUUGAUGUUUUGGAUGUUGGCUCGGGUGGGGUGGUAUUGAAUGUCACAAAAAGGGUUGUAAAUAGGCAGCUAAUUGGUUGAUCUCGUGUUUUGACUGAGGUUAGCCUAUCCAAAAUGAUCAUAAGUGUUUUCAUGUUGCAAAUGUUGCAUUUUGAUAUGGCACCAAACCCCCAAAAGUCUUUGAGCCAAAUACCCCCAGAUUCCUUUCAUCAUACCAUUUGACUCUUUCCAACUAAGUAAAUGGGAUCAUGGUCAAUUUUCUCCAUUGUUGCUAUCAUCAAUACAUGUCAUGGCUAUCCGUUCUCUCUCACCACUAGCAACCGAUGUUGUCUAAAUCACGAGGAAACUUGUAAACUGAAUCAAGGGAUUGUGUGCUGCAUUGAUCCCUCCGAUCCUUAGAAGUUGGGGUUUGACAACUCGGCAUACUGAAUCUAGGGGUCACACGAUGGCACACAUACCUCUUGACACUGCUGUUGAGAACAACCAUAACUGUUGCUUUUGCGAUUGAAACACUCACGAAGCUCACGUUGCCACUAUCUUCACCAUUCUUAAAUACCUGUGUUCUGCCAAGCUGAGAGAUUGAAGAUGGGAGGAGAUGAUUCCGCUGUGGAGAGUGAUAAUUUUGACUGGAACACUGAAGAUGAGCUUGAAAUUGAGAACUAUCAGUCUUCAUCUUCAUGUUUAACUGUUCCUAAUGGAGAUGCUGUUACUGGGUCUGGAGAGGCAAGCUCGUCUGCAGUUUUGGCUAAUUCCAAGGUGUUCAACCACUUCAUUGGCAUGGGAUUUUCUAGAGAAAUGGUUUCUAAAGUAAUUCAGGAAUAUGGUGAGGAAAACGAAGAUAAGCUACUUGAAGAACUUCUGUCAUACAAGGCUCUAGAAAGUUCUCCCCAGCCACAGCAGCGUAUUGAGCGGGAUCCUUCUUCUUCAGAAAAUGCAGGGAGCUCUUGGGAUGAUUUGUCAGAUACUGAUAUUUUUUCUGAUGAUGAAGAAAUUGCAAAAUCUAUUUCUCAGAACGAUGAUACAUUACAGACUUUGGUGAAAAUGGGGUACAAGUUGGAGGAGGCUUUAAUUGCCAUUGAAAGAUUAGGUCGAAAUUCGUCACUUGAAGAAUUGGUAGAUUUUAUAGAUGUUGCUCAGCUAGCAAAGGCUGAAGAUGCUCUUCUACCGCCUGAAGAAAAGCUACAAUACAAUGACUAUACUAAAUCCAAUAAACGAAGAUUGUAUGAUUGUGAAGUGUUGGGAAGGAAAAAGCCUAAGGGGUGUGAGAAGAAAAUUGUCAAUGAAGAUGAUGAGGAAGCUCUCCAUCUUCCAAACCCAAUGAUUGGGUUUGGUGUACCUACAGAGUCAAGCUUCAUAACACACAGAAGGAUUCCGGAAGAUGCCAUUGGCCCUCCUUACUUCUAUUAUGAGAAUGUGGCCUUAGCACCAAAAGGUGUUUGGCAAACAAUUUCUAGAUUUUUGUAUGAUGUGGAGCCAGAAUUUGUGGACUCAAAGUUUUUCUGUGCAGCAGCCAGGAAAAGGGGCUAUAUUCACAAUCUCCCCAUCCAAAAUAGGUUCCCACUUCUACCACUUCCACCGCGUACAAUACAUGAGGCUUUCCCCCUAACAAGGAAGUGGUGGCCCUCAUGGGACUCAAGGACCAAACUUAAUUGUCUGCAAACAUGUAUUGGCAGUGCAAAACUAACUGAAAGAAUUAGGAAAGCUGUAGAAAACCAUGCUGGAGACCCCCCUGAGCAUGUACAAAAGUACGUUCUUGAUCAAUGCCGGAAAUGGAAUCUGGUUUGGGUUGGAAGGAAUAAAGUUGCUCCUCUUGAGCCUGAUGAGGUUGAAACACUGUUAGGCUUCCCAAGGAACCACACCAGAGGAGGUGGAAUAAGUAGGACUGACAGAUACAAGUCACUUGGCAAUUCAUUUCAGGUUGACACUGUGGCAUACCAUUUGUCAGUUCUGAAAGAUAUGUAUCCUGAUGGUAUCAAUCUUCUUUCUCUCUUUUCUGGAAUUGGUGGAGCAGAGGUAGCUCUUCAUCGGCUCGGCAUCCCUCUCAAGAAUGUAGUGUCUGUUGAAAAAUCAGAAGUGAAUAGGAAUAUUGUUAGAAGUUGGUGGGAACAGACAAAUCAGAAAGGUAAUUUGUAUGACAUGGACGAUGUAAGGGUGCUUGAUGCUGAUCGUUUGGAGCAGCUGAUGAGCACUUUUGGAGGCUUUGAUCUUGUUGUUGGUGGCAGUCCUUGUAAUAACCUGGCUGGUAGCAACAGGGUCAGCAGGGAUGGACUGGAGGGAAAAGAAUCCUCUCUGUUCUUUGAUUACUUUAGGAUUCUGGACUUGGUGAAAAAUUUGACAGCCAAACACAGAUGAUCUUUCUCCAUUUCCCCUUUUGUAUUUAAUCCAAACUUUUUAGGAUCUUUAUGCAACCUCAAAUAUUAGAGACGGUUACUUUUCUCACCCCAUUUUUGUUGCCAAAGCAAUGCAACACUUUCAAAUAAAAACAUUUAUCUUAAAAUCUCU